Molecule: messenger RNA, 1798 nt
Organism: Impatiens glandulifera
Lineage: Eukaryota; Viridiplantae; Streptophyta; Magnoliopsida; Ericales; Balsaminaceae
Product: probable ADP-ribosylation factor GTPase-activating protein AGD6
Exons: 3
Coding region: 232-1605 (457 amino acids)
Biological process (GO): vesicle-mediated transport
Molecular function (GO): GTPase activator activity
Source: RefSeq, a predicted model, not a curated record
UGUGUAGUCCAUGAUGUAUCUAUAAUCCCUUUAGACGUUUUUUAAGGUUGUGUCGGCGGGCCGCUUUCUCAUUUCUCCGAUUAUAUCCCCCGCCGGAGAAGUGUUCUCUUCUCCGACGACCCUCUUUCUCUCUCUAGAUCUAUUAACUAUUCAUCUGCAGAUCGAUUCUUGCUUCGAUCUGCAGAUUCUAUCCUUUAUUCAUAUAGCUUACACAAUUCUAUUAUCGAAUCAAUGGCAGCAGCAUCGAGACGAUUGAGGGAUCUGCAAUCCAAGCCUGGUAACAAGGUAUGUGUCGACUGUACUCAAAAGAAUCCUCAAUGGGCAUCUGUUUCCUACGGAAUCUUCAUGUGUCUUGAGUGUUCUGGUAAGCACAGAGGUCUCGGAGUUCAUAUCAGUUUCGUCCGAUCUGUGACUAUGGAUUCAUGGUCCGAGAUUCAGCUUAAGAAGAUGGAAGCUGGUGGAAAUGAUAAGAUAACUGAAUUCCUUUCUGGGUAUGGAGUUCCUAAGGAGACGGAUAUUGUUAAGAAAUACAAUACUAAUGCUGCGUCAAUUUAUCGCGAUCGUAUUCAGACGAUCGCUGAUGGUAAGCCGUGGAGGGAUCCGCCUGUUGUGAAGGAAACCCUAGGGGUGAAUCAGAAGAAACCGCCGCUUGGUGGUGGUGGUGGUGGUAAGAUUGGGGAUUCAGGUGAAAAUGGAGUUGGAUGGGAUAGUUGGGGGAGUUAUGAUGAUGGUGGGUUCAGAUCGUCGAGUGUUGAUGGGAGGAGGAAUCAGUCUGAGAGUGAUUUUAGGAGCGGACGAAGUGAUGGUCCUCCACGGUCGAAAUCAACUGAUAAUGUUUAUUCUCGUGCUCAAUUGGAGGAUUCUGCUGCCAAUAAAGAUAGUUUUUUUGCUAGAAAAUUGGCUGAGAAUGAGUCUAGGCCGGAAGGAUUACCACCUUCCCAAGGUGGGAAGUUUGUUGGGUUUGGUUCUACUCCUGCGGCUACCCUUCCUAGGAAGAAAUCUCAACAAGAGGAUGUGCUAUCUGUUGUUACUCAGGGAUUUGGUAGACUCUCUACUGUUGCAGCUUCUGCUGCUCAAUCUGCUGCUAAUGCUGUUCAAGUAGGUACCAUGGAAUUCUCAUCCAAGAUGAAAGAGGGAGGAUAUGAUACUAAGGUGAAUGAAACAGUGAGUGUGGUUACUGCAAAAACAACAGAGAUUGGACAUAAAACAUGGGGGAUCAUGAAAGGAGUUAUGUCACUUGCAACCCAGAAGAUGGAGGAAUACACAUCCAAGGAAGGUGGUGGUGGUGGUUCAAGUUGGAAAUCAUCGGAUGGUGGGGGCUGGCAAAGAAAUGAAGUAGCCAACGGUCACUAUCAGCCAUUCCCUGAAGGAGGGAAUUCCUCAACAAAAUCGAGCUCUUGGGAUGAUUGGGACAAUGAUGGGUAUAGGAAACAAGAAGAACAGCUUCCCAAAAAUGGUGGAUCCUCAAAGAAUGGAGAUGAUUGGGCAGGAUGGGAUGAUCAAAAGGAUUCUUCUUCAGAGGAUAGCAGUAUGUUUGGGAAGAAGAAUUCAGGUAUUAUUGGAACUGGUCAAAAUGCGAAAUGGACAGAAGGCGGUUUUCUAUGAUUUCUAGGUUAAAUAUCAAAAUCAAUUGUCUCUAUUUUAAUCCCCCUCUUCAAACUGCUAGUGUUUUCUUUCUUCAGUCAUUGGGUUGUGUCAUUGUGUGUAUUAUUAUUGAUACUUUUUUACUGCGUUUUAAAAGAGAAACGCACAGUCAAAUAUUUUUCUUUUCUUUUUAAGAGAUUGGGAUUUUGCUUUG